AUGCGCAAGCCACUGGCUUUAGCACCACCCAGAAUACAGCGCAUGAUGCUGAGCUUACAACUCUACGAUUUGAACGUAGUUUUUCGCCCCGGAAAGGAAAUUCCGAUUGCGGACACACUCUCGAGAAAUUACAAAUCUGGACACGACGCACAUGAAGAUCCAACCCUGGAAGAGCACGUUCAUGCAGUACUUGAACGGAUCCCAGUAACUGAUCAAAAACUGGAAAAAAUCAAAUCGGAAAAACAAAAGAUUCAAACUCUCAUCAAACUUAAAUCUGUCAUUCACAGAGGCUGGCCACAGACUAAACGACAAGUGGACGCUGAUCUGAAAGAAUUCUGGCAUGUGCGAGACGAACUGACUGUUUUGAACGGCAUAUUGUUCAAAAGUGACAAAAUUGUGAUUCCAGCAUCACUGCAUGUCGACAUGCUGCAACGGAUACAUGCAGGACAUUUCGGCAUGGAACUUUGCAAACGACGUGCUAGAGAAUUUCUCUACUGGCCACAUAUGUGUUCACAAAUUGAAGACUAUGUGAACAGAUGUAGCACAUGUCUUGAACACAGCUCCUCCCUACUGUUGGAACCGAUGAUGUCGCCGCCGAUACCAAAUGGGCCAUGGAAAUUGUUAGCCACAGACCUGUUUGAGUGGCACAAGCGUAACUAUCUCAUUGUGGCUGAUUAUUAUAGUCACUAUUUUGAGGAUCAGCCUGUUACCUAA
Molecule: messenger RNA, 714 nt
Organism: Liolophura sinensis
Lineage: Eukaryota; Metazoa; Mollusca; Polyplacophora; Chitonida; Chitonidae
Exons: 1
Coding region: 1-714 (237 amino acids)
Source: RefSeq, a predicted model, not a curated record